CCCUCUACCGUACGUACGCCUCUCUCUCUCUCUCUCUAGUCUCUCACCGUCCUUCCUUUUGGUCCUCCUCAGCUGCAGCAGCUGCGUGCGACCUUCAAUCCACACCCCUGCUAGGAUAGGCCUACAGUAAUUUUUUUAAAAAGCCCAAGAUUUUGAAAAGUAGCAUAACAGUGUUGUCAUGGCAACCAAUGAUGGAGAUAUUCUGCGGAAGCUGCUGGCUGAGGUAGCCAAUGAAUAUUACGGAGAACGCUUGAAGUCCCUCCACUUCUUACUUUCGGACAUACUCACACGAUCUACUUACGAUGCAGCUUUGCCAAUUUUUGACGAACUAAUAAGUCUGGGUCGAGUGACUUCCACAAACCUCACUCUACUGUUCGACAUAAUCCAUAUCACAGGGCUCAUUUUUCUACAGAACACAGUCCAAAAAUAUUAUACAACUUCUCCUGACUUGAAGACUUGGCGUCCAACUGGCGCGUUUUCAUCCUACCGUGUCAUGCUGUAUAAGGUUUCACUUUGCCUUACAGACAGAGAUAUCAGCAGCAUUCAUUUCUGUUACAGUGUCAAACAAAAUGUAAAUGACAUAUGGAGUGCUUUUUUGUAUUUGGAGAAAGAGUGCAAACUAGAAAACAAUGAUGCAUCAUUGAUGAAACUAAAAGGAUACAUCAACCCAAGGGCAGGAAAACUGAUAGAUAAUUAUUGUGCAAGGCCCAUUCAAGAGCGACAAAAUCCAGUUGCAAGGCCCAUUCAAGAGGGACAGAAUCCAGGGCAAAUUAUAACUCAACCAAGUGGUGGCGAAGGUCCAAGACCCAUUCAAGAAAGGCAAGGUCAAGAACCAAGAAGACUUGUACAUGCUGGUACUGAUGCUCGCGCCACUGGUGAUAAGAGAAGAAUUGAUGUACCAGAUUGCACUAUAAAACCAGACUUGAAUUCCAUUGAACUACUGGAGGUAGCCAAAGAGUUGGGCAGUGAUUGGGAAACCCUAGCAAUAUAUCUGAAAUUUACCAAAGCACGUGUUUCCUACUUCAAAAGUGACAGCCAUGGUAAUAUUCAAAAUGCAAUCUUCAGCAUGUUGGAUGCCUGGCAUAAGAUGGUGUCGGGAGAGGAGAAAUCUAGACGAGCUCAACUGUGCGAAGCCCUUAAAAAAACUGAACGGAUGGACUUAGUAGAACAGGUUGCAAAUGGAACUCUCGGACAUCACUGAAUAUAUAUUUACCUGUUCUCGCAUUGAGCAUUCAUGUCUGGUUUCAGCCAACCAUGCAGAUAAUAUAUACAGAAAUGCCACUGAAAAAUUAGGCAAAGUCGACUUAAGCAAGUUAGGCAACUGUAUUUGAAUAUUAUUUACUUUGAUUUUGUAGCUGCGACCUAUAGGCUUAUCUAGCUUAACAAUUGCUCCACUAUUAGAUUACUACUUUUUUUCAUACAACUGAAAAAGGAAAUAAAUCGAAACAAACUGCCAACUUACUUCCAAAACAAAACAAAAAAAUGAAAUAUAUAUAUAAAAAUAAAUAUAAAAAUCUAGUAUUGCAAUUGACGGUAUGAUAAAUCUUUUCACCUCGCUUGUCUCAACGAAAAGCGAGGUCGUGAAGAUGUUUUAUGUUUUUAAAGUACAAAUUAUUAGAUACAUAGUUAAGAUUAUUAGGCAGGCUGUUUUGAGAAAUAUUGUAUUGUUCUAUUGUUUCAUUCAAAAUUGUUAACCAUAUAAUUUGUCAUCAGUAGCAUGUCUACAAGUCUUGAGGUGGGGGGGGGACGCCCUAUUAGAUUUCGAAUCGAGUUCGAAACUUGAACAUGUGUUCUAUAGACACGCAGCACACGUUCGAGGAGGGACACUAAUUCUGCUAAAUAAGGUGGUUUUAAGUGAUUUUUAACUAUUUGACUGAUUAUUUUUUGAGGGGGGGGGGACCCUGCGCACCCCUAGAUACGCCACUGUUUGGCAUAGCUUUAUGAUAUAAGUUGUACAAAUUUCACUCUAUUAGUCUACUUUUUUUUCUAUUGUCAGGGUCAAUUUUACUUUCACAAUGAAAAUAUAAAAUUUUAUACCCUCAUGCUUUUACAGCGGAUGAAGUUUUGUGAAACAGAUAAAACUUGUUUUUCAAUAAUUUGAAAUUUAUUCUAAAGAUCAUUAUCAAGCAAGCAUCCAAGAUUUCUUUAUUGUGUAACAUACCUUUAUAUUGCUUCAAAUCAAUUGUUUGAAAAAGUUCCCCUUGCGGGAAAUGACAGCGAAAGCCGACAGGUUCAAUAAAUAUCAAUGGCCAAUAGUAGGGAAUUGCAAGAGGUCCGACUGCUCUGAUUUUGUGUAUGCACGUAAUGAAGUGUUGAAAAUGUUGAAAUGUGAAAUGUUACCAUGAGAUAGGAGGCGCCCUAUUAGAUUUCGAAUCGAGUUCGAAACUCGAACAUGUGUUCUAUAGACACGCAGCACACGUUCGAUACGAACGCCUUUUAUGUUCUUUUGAAAGGUGCCCUCUAGUUCGUGUUAGGACUAUUUGAGAUAGGACUGCGAUAGGACCUACAAUAAAACAAAAAUUGAAAUAUUAGUAGAGUUGGGAAGGGAUCAGACGAUAUGAAGUGACAUAGAAGUGUUGCCAAGCUAGCUUACACCAGGUGUAACCCAAGUGUAACCCAGCUGUAAUCAUUGAAUACACCUGUAUUAAUUGUUAAAAUCUACAAUGAAUAAUACUCGUCGUCACUUUGUAAUGAAAUUACACAUUCCAUGAUAUAUCUACUACUCUCUUCAAUUUAAUAUUUUUUAAACAUUUACAGUAUUGUACUGGUAUUUAAUGCUUCGUCAAUAACAUUACAACGAAGUUCAGAUUAAUGUUGCUUGAUCACUUGACCCUGAGGUGAAUAAAACUUAAAAGGAUUAUAUUGUA
Messenger RNA from Anneissia japonica, 2867 nucleotides. RefSeq lists its product as uncharacterized. NCBI's taxonomy places the organism in Eukaryota, Metazoa, Echinodermata, Crinoidea, Comatulida, Comatulidae. The record is from RefSeq and is a predicted model, not a curated record. Bases 179 to 1201 code for a protein of 340 amino acids. Gene Ontology annotation, molecular function: protein binding. The transcript has 9 exons. Gene Ontology annotation, biological process: signal transduction; regulation of apoptotic process.